AUGCGCUGCUACCGCUGCUGGGAGUUCGGCCACACAGGCAGUCGAUGCACCAGCCCAGUGCAAAUCUGUGGCAACUGCGGCGAACACCACCAGCUGGAAACGGCGAUGGCAACCGACGAAGCCCAUCCCGCCGCAUCCCGCCAACCCUGUCCAGAUCAACAGCAAUGCAAAUUCUGCAAAACCAACAACCACCCGACGUCCAUCCGCAAGUGUCCCUUGUACCUGAAGGAAGUCGAGGUCCAACGGGUCAAGGUAGACCGCGGCAUCACGUACCCCCAAGCACGGAAGGAAGUGGAAGCCCUUUCCGGUUCCGGACAAUCCAGCUCCUUUGCGAGAGUCGCUAGUUCCAGUAAGGAUCAAGAAAUCCAGGAGCUGCGAAAGAAGGUAAGCGAAUUGCAAGCCGCAGCAAAACCCAAACAAACCAGUAUCGGAAACCGCCUGGAAGCGAUUCAAAAGAACGGAACCAUCGAAGAUCUUGUGGAGAAAGUGGCAUCUCUAACGCAAGUGGUCUCCAAGCUGCAAGAAUCCAUCUCGGUGAAGGACAAGAUAAUCGAGAAGUUGCGUGACAAAAUCAAUAACCCAAGCCAAUAA
Armigeres subalbatus is the source of this 591-nucleotide messenger RNA. RefSeq lists its product as uncharacterized. The record is from RefSeq and is a predicted model, not a curated record. Gene Ontology annotation, molecular function: nucleic acid binding; zinc ion binding. The transcript has a single exon. The coding region runs from base 1 to 591 and encodes 196 amino acids. Lineage: Eukaryota; Metazoa; Arthropoda; Insecta; Diptera; Culicidae.